Molecule: messenger RNA, 1002 nt
Organism: Neurospora crassa OR74A
Lineage: Eukaryota; Fungi; Ascomycota; Sordariomycetes; Sordariales; Sordariaceae
Exons: 1
Coding region: 1-1002 (333 amino acids)
Source: RefSeq, a predicted model, not a curated record
AUGUCCCAACAUACCACGCCGGCAGCAGAGACCCCGGAAGUGUCGCCAGCCAUGACUUCACAGCGGCCACACCCACGCCGCACCGCGCCCACGGGUGGCCGCUUUCCUCCGGCAACAUUGCGUCGCCAGGACGCCCAAGCCCUCCUCCCAGAGGAUUUUGUUUACGAAGCUCGCUGGCAACCACUACCCUUUCCCAACGGCGUCCAGGAAGAUGAGCCCGACUCUUCACCUACAAACCAGACUCGCCAGAGUAUCUCGAGAGGAGACAACAGCAGUCGAGCUCCAACACCACCUCAAGCACGUUGGGCCAACUUCCCACCUCGAACACAAAUCAGAGAAGUCACCGGCUCAUCAAGUCCUACCGAUGAGGACAUCGAGAGAAACGUUGAGAUAGUCCAACGUCGCCUUCGUGCAGGCAUCAUUACGCCUGUCCGCCGCCCUUUGCAGCGGGCCCAAACUCGGCCUCUCCUAUUUCAAGAAAAUCCCAGCCGUCAAAGUCGCAGACACCCGCGCGGUCCCAGCCUGGUUCCUCACUCCUCCAGGCGCACAAGGUUUACCUUACCCUCCGACGGCCCCGAGCCCGAACCUCUUCGGAACUCGCCCCAAGCCGAUCCCUUCCGACCGCCGCCGCCGCCGUACUCACCCCGCAAUCCCCGCCUACAUCCCACGAGCACGGACUACGAACUCACGUCCAAUGUCUACGGCCGUCCUCACAACAAUGGUGCUCCGCCUCUUCCCCUCUACACCGCCAUCGCUGACCCCAGCGAACGCGUCCUCCAAUUUGGAGGAAGUGAGGAUGAGCAACGGAACGCCUUGGUGCGGUUGCGUGAGGAGAGGGGCCGACAGCAACCAGAUGAGCGGUUGCCGGGGCGGGAGGAAAUAGGCCACAAUGGAAUCGAAGGGUGGCAGUGUGUAAGGAACGCGGUGGCUGAAUUGGAUGUCGAGGAUGCGGAGUUGGAGGCCGAUAUAAUCCGGCUAUUCAUGGACGACCGAUUCCCUUGA